Molecule: messenger RNA, 2033 nt
Organism: Trifolium pratense (red clover)
Lineage: Eukaryota; Viridiplantae; Streptophyta; Magnoliopsida; Fabales; Fabaceae
Product: shikimate O-hydroxycinnamoyltransferase
Exons: 3
Coding region: 480-1784 (434 amino acids)
Molecular function (GO): acyltransferase activity, transferring groups other than amino-acyl groups
Source: RefSeq, a predicted model, not a curated record
GUUGGCAUUGGUUGAACUAAAAGCCAUCCAAUAAAUAAAUUGGUUGGGGAAAAAGGAAAAACCCAUACUUAAAUUAGUGUUGGUCUAAUUAAUUAUAGUGUACUAAUUUUAUUUAAGAAUUAAGGAUUAUGAUGAAUAAAUUGAAGGACAAAAGUCCCUAUCUUACCAACUUAACCAUGAAACAUGAAAGGUAUAUGAAUGUUGUGCCUUGUCCACUUAUGAUUACAAAUUUGAUAUGCUUUGGGAAUUGCUUACGUGGCAAGUCAUUAUUGGUUAAUAGAGUUGGCGGGAGUUGGUGAGUGACCCAACCCAACUCUUUCUUACCCUAAAUUUUUUGGUUUUAAGAAGCUCAACAAUAUAGGACUCUUCCUCAUUUCACACAUACCAAAUACCAAAUACCAAACAAUCUCAACAACACAACACAAGACACCUCUCAAAACUUCUCUUCAUCAAGGACCAAACUACUAAAGAAAACAAAGAUGAUCAUAAACGUGAGAGAUUCGACAAUGGUGCGGCCGUCGGAGGAGGUUACACGACGGACUCUGUGGAACUCCAACGUUGAUUUGGUGGUACCAAAUUUCCACACACCAAGUGUUUAUUUCUACAGAUCAAACAAUGGGACUUCCAAUUUCUUUGAUGCCAAGAUAAUGAAGGAAGCUCUAAGCAAGGUGCUUGUCCCGUUCUAUCCAAUGGCUGGCCGUCUUCGUCGUGAUGAAGACGGCCGUGUUGAGAUUGACUGUGAUGGUCAAGGGGUGCUCUUUGUGGAGGCCGACACUGGGGCGGUCAUCGAUGAUUUUGGUGACUUUGCUCCCACACUUGAGCUCCGUCAGCUUAUCCCAGUCGUUGAUUAUUCGCGAGGAAUUGAAUCGUAUCCCCUUCUAGUAUUGCAGGUAACAUAUUUCAAAUGUGGAGGAGUGUCCCUUGGUGUUGGUAUGCAACAUCAUGUAGCAGAUGGAGCUUCUGGUCUUCACUUCAUCAAUACAUGGUCAGACGUAGCUCGUGGCCUAGACGUUUCAAUCCCACCAUUCAUCGACCGGACACUACUUCGUGCCCGCGAUCCACCACGACCUGUUUUUGAUCAUAUUGAAUACAAGCCACCACCAUCCAUGAAGACUACUCAACAGUCUACAAAACCAGGCUCAGAUGGCGCAGCAGUUUCGAUUUUCAAAUUGACUCGCGAACAACUCAGCACGUUGAAAGCUAAGUCCAAAGAAGCAGGAAACACAAUCCACUACAGCUCUUAUGAGAUGUUAGCUGGUCAUGUUUGGAGAAGUGUCUGCAAAGCAAGAUCGUUGCCUGAUGAUCAAGAAACCAAAUUAUAUAUUGCAACUGAUGGACGGGCAAGAUUGCAGCCUCCACCUCCACCGGGCUACUUCGGCAAUGUGAUAUUCACAACAACGCCGAUAGCUAUAGCAGGUGAUCUCAUGUCGAAACCUACAUGGUAUGCUGCGAGUAGAAUUCACAACGCGUUGUCGCGAAUGGACAACGAUUAUUUAAGAUCUGCACUUGAUUUUCUUGAGCUACAACCUGAUUUAAAAGCUCUUGUUCGUGGUGCGCAUACUUUCAAGUGCCCGAAUCUUGGUAUUACUAGUUGGGCUAGGCUUCCGAUUCAUGAUGCUGAUUUUGGUUGGGGAAGGCCUAUUUUCAUGGGACCAGGUGGAAUUGCUUAUGAAGGUUUGUCUUUCAUAAUUCCAAGCUCAACAAAUGAUGGAAGUUUAUCUGUGGCAAUUGCUCUUCAGCAUGAGCAUAUGAAAGUGUUUAAGGAAUUCUUGUAUGAUAUCUGAAGAAACAAUUGGAACAGCACUGUUUCUAAGGUGGUGUUUUGUUUCCUAGUUUUUGGUUUUUCUUUAGGUACAUUUGGUGAACUAUAUGCAAAUGUUAAUGAGACUUGUUUCAGCUUAUCAUAGAGUAAAUCUAUGGUAAGCAUUAUAAUCUGUAAACAAUUUAAUUUCAUGUUGCAGUUUGCACAAGACUUCAAACAUUUGGAAAUUUGUUAUAUGAAAAUGUCUUACUGAUAAUAUUUAUGUAUGAAA